Messenger RNA from Trachemys scripta elegans, 8014 nucleotides. RefSeq names its product tau tubulin kinase 2 (gene TTBK2). Gene Ontology annotation, molecular function: protein serine/threonine kinase activity; ATP binding. Gene Ontology annotation, biological process: peptidyl-serine phosphorylation; cilium assembly; signal transduction. The record is from RefSeq and is a predicted model, not a curated record. The coding region runs from base 234 to 4238 and encodes 1334 amino acids. The transcript is spliced from 16 exons. NCBI's taxonomy places the organism in Eukaryota, Metazoa, Chordata, Testudines, Emydidae. Gene Ontology annotation, cellular component: ciliary basal body; ciliary transition zone; nucleus.
GCCGGGCCCCGCGGCGCUAGCCCUGACUGCAGCUGAGGGGCCGCAGGGGCGCUCUCUCCGCAGGCGUUAACCCGGCCCCCCGCCGUCUGACUCGCCCCGUCGGGGAGGAGCCGCCGCCGCCGCCGGCUCGGCCACGUUCCAGCCUCAGGUUAAAUGGAAUCCACCUCUGGGAGCUGGGUGAUCUGUACUGACAGAGACUCAUCAUAGCAGCUCCACCACAUCUGGAGAUUGCAAUGAGUGGGGGAGGGGAGCAGCCAGACAUCCUCAGUGUGGGAAUCUUGGUCAAAGAAAGAUGGAAAGUGCUGAGGAAGAUAGGAGGUGGGGGGUUUGGAGAAAUUUAUGAUGCUCUGGACUUGCUCACCCGGGAAAAUGUUGCACUAAAGGUCGAGUCAGCUCAGCAACCAAAGCAAGUCCUGAAAAUGGAAGUGGCUGUUUUGAAGAAACUGCAAGGGAAAGACCAUGUCUGUAGAUUCAUUGGCUGUGGAAGGAAUGACAGAUUUAACUAUGUAGUCAUGCAGCUGCAGGGUCGGAAUUUGGCAGAUCUGCGUCGGAGCCAGUCUCGAGGGACCUUCACCAUCAGUACCACCCUGCGCCUGGGAAAGCAGAUUCUUGAGUCCAUUGAGAGCAUUCACUCUGUGGGAUUCCUGCACAGAGACAUUAAACCAUCAAACUUUGCUAUGGGACGUUUCCCUAGCACGUGUAGGAAGUGCUACAUGCUGGAUUUUGGCUUGGCACGACAGUUUACAAAUUCAUGUGGGGAUGUCAGACCGCCACGAGCUGUUGCGGGUUUUCGAGGAACAGUACGAUAUGCAUCAAUCAAUGCUCACAGAAACAGAGAAAUGGGAAGGCAUGAUGACCUCUGGUCCCUGUUUUACAUGUUGGUAGAGUUUGUGGUUGGACAGCUGCCUUGGAGAAAAAUAAAAGACAAGGAGCAAGUGGGCUCCAUAAAAGAGAGGUAUGACCACAGGCUCAUGUUGAAACAUCUCCCCCAAGAAUUCAACAUCUUUCUAGAUCACAUCUCCAAUUUAGAUUACUGUACAAAACCCGAUUACCAGCUUCUCAUGUCUGUGUUUGACAACAGUAUGAAAACUUCUGGUGUCAUUGAAAGUGACCCUUUUGACUGGGAGAAGAGUGGAACUGAUGGCUCUCUGACGACGACAACAACAUCAACAACUCCUCAGUUACAUACUCGCCUGACCCCAGCUGCAAUUGGAAUAGCCAAUGCCACACCUAUCCCAGGAGAUUUGCUGCGAGAGAACACGGAUGAGGUGUUUCCAGAUGAGCAGCUCAGUGAUGGGGAGAAUGGUAUUCCUGUUGGAGUCUCACCAGAGAAACUGCCUGGGUCCCCUGGGCAUCAACGUCCUCAGGAAAAAGAUGUCUGGGAGGAGAUGGAUGCCAACAGAAACAAAAUAAAGCUGGGGAUCUGUAAGGCUUCUACAGAGGAGGAAAACAGCCAUGGACCAGUGAACGGAAUGCUUAAUGCACCAAGCCUUGGUUCUCCAGUUCGAGUCCGCUCAGAGACCACCCAGCCAGACAGGGAUGUCCCACUGAUGAGAAAGUUACGUUCAAUCCACAGCUUCGAACUGGAGAAACGCCUGACCUUAGAGUCAAAGCCAGACACUGAUAAAUUUCUUGAGACCUGCUUGCAGAAGAUGCAGAAAGAUUCAAAUGCUGGGAAAGAAACUGCUGUUGCUGCGCCUCCUGUUCCUCAGAAAAUAUCUGUUCCUGCUGUGGCUGCCCGCGCUGACCGUGUCUGGCAUUAUGAUGAAGAAUAUCUUCCUGAUGCUUCUAAGCCUGCUUCAGCCAGUUCUCCAGAACAAGUUGAUGGCAUUGUUAGUAAUGACUUUGUGGCUGUCAACUUAAGCUCCUGCCGGCAGGAGGUUGAUUCCAAGGAAUGGGUGAUAGUGGAUAAGGAACAGGAUUUCAGGACCAAUGGGGCUUUAGUACAUAAAACAACUGGAAGUCCCUCAGAUGAGGAGCCUGAGGUGCUACAAGUCCUAGAGGAAUCCCCCCAAGAAGAACAACUAAGACUGAGUACUUGGGCAGAAAACAACGUCCAUGCCAAGAAUGAAGCCUUAGGUGUGGGGUUAGAUCUACCUGUUGAUCAUGCUACUGCUGCUUCUGAACAAUUUUCAGAUAAAUUAGAAUUUAUGGCUGGAGUUGCUGGCCAGCUUCUUGCAGCCACACCUUCAAGUCCAAUGGAGGCCCAAGCAGAAGGAGCCCUCACUCUGCUCAACUCAUCUCACAUGCUGCAUUUCUCCACUCCGAGAAUUUCAAGUCCCAUCCUCCGCACCCUGAGCCCUAUUGCCCAUCUAUCCUCCCACUCGGACCCUAAGAAAGAGGCUGGGUUACCCAGGAGUCAAUCAGCAGAGAGCCAUUCCUCCUCUUCCCGCUCAACUGGCCGUAGGAAACUUCCUGUCAUUCCCAGUGGCAACAAGUUUCCCCCUGUCAUUCGCAUCUCAAAAGCACAACUCCAACAGAUAACAGUACCCAGACCAUCAGUGGCAUCCACCCAAUCUGCCUCUGAGAGCUUUCAUUAUGGCCACCAGCUAGAGAAGAGGGACAGAAACACUCAUCCUAUGGAAUACACUGUGGAAUUUUCCUCUCCUAAGGAGAAUUUGCCUGGAUUGGUAGUGACAGAGGAUGCACUUCCCACUAGUACCAGCAGAACAGAUCUGGUACUUCAAUUAAAUCAUAUCAGCCAUGAGGUGCUUGAGAGGGAAUGGCACGUCAAAGAAUGUGUCAGACUCAUAGACUGUGGCCAAAAGGACCUACUUGAACAAUGUAGCAGUAGGGAGGAAGAAAAAGAACCUGGAAAUCUCGCUGUAGAAACUGAAGAAGGAAGGCUUCCAGUGGUUUCUGAGGAUGCCCUAAAAAUGUCUCACAAAGGGCAGAGUUGUUCUCCACCAGGGAGCUCAAAAUUAGUGGAGGGGAAACCUCCAGCUGCUAUUGAAUCUACUGAUGAAUCACAGCCAAGGACUUCCUGCUUGGUGCCAAAUUCAGAUGCAAACUAUGAGGUACUGAAGUCAGCAGCAGCUGAGACAUCAGAGGUUUCACCAUCAAGAGUCAUAGACCUAUUUGCUGAUAGACCGGAACAUCAGAUAGUAGUAGUGCAGGAAAAUGGUUUCCAUGAUAAUGAAGAAAUUGAUUAUAGUGAAGACUUGGAAUGCCACCAGAUGGACCUUGCUACAUUUUUUCACCAGGAGGACAAAAGAGAGAAAAAUGCCCCCAGAAAUGGAGAGCUGUUCCAUUGUAUUUCCGAGAAUGAGAGUUCUCAUCAAUCUAAGAAAGACAUGGUUAGGUCACCCUUUGUAGUCAGACAAAGUCGCAUACCAGUUUUAGCACAAGAAAUAGACUUGACAUCAGAGUCCACUUCUCCUGUUUCAGCAAAGGAAAAGCUUCUUCUAAAGAAGGCCCAUCAGACAGAUUUGGUCAGGCUACUUGUGGAAAAGAGACAGCUCAAGUCUUUCCUUGGUGAUCUCUCAAGUGCCUCUGACAAGUCACUGGAGGAAAAAGUGGCUGCUGCUCCUGUACCAUUUUCAGAGGAUGACGUCUUAUCCUCCUUUUCCAGAUUGACACUGGACACUCAUUUGGGCAAACAAUCUGAGGAUGGCUCUUUGUCACCAAGCAGCUCUCAGUCCAGAAAGAGCAAGAUUCCAAGGCUAGUAUCCUGGGCUACCACUGAUCAAGUCACCAGUUCAACCUCAGCUCAAUUCUUUCCUCGUCCACCCCCAGGAAAACCACCAACUAGGCCUGGGGUAGAAGCCAGAUUACGCAGGUACAGAGUUCUAGGGAGCAGCAACUCAGACUCAGACCUCAUCUCUCGUCUGGCUCAAAUCCUUCAGAAUGGAUCUCAAAAGCCAAGGAGCUCCACCCAGUGUAAGAGUCCAGGAUCGCCACAUAGCCCAAAAACGCCACCUAAAAGCCCUGUCAUCCCUCGACGCAGCCCCAGUGCCUCCCCUAGGAGCUCUUCCUUACCCCGUACAGCCAGUUCUUCACCAUCCCGGGCUGGACGGCCCCACCAUGACCAGAAGAGUUCAUCCCCACACCUUGGGAGGAGUAAAUCGCCUCCUAGCCAUUCAGGCUCCUCAUCCUCUAGGAGGUCCUGCCAACAAGAGCACUUCUGCAGCAAACCAAGCAAGAAUGGUCUAAAAGGAUCCAACAGCUCCUGCCACCACUCCCCAAACACUAAAACCCCCACAGGAAAGAGCAAAUCGGCUAGUAAACUUAGCAGAUAGGAACUGAGCCUUGACAGGUGUAAAAGCCUUCUUGUAAUUUGAUGCAUGUUGUGUCUGUGUACUGUGUAUUUAAACAAACCCCCCCCUCAAAAAAAAAAAACAAAAAUAUCAGUGUUGAAUCCUCACUUUCAAAAGAAAGUAAACAUAUGAUAAUUUAUUUGACAAGUCCAUAGUGUGUAAAUGAGUGGCCAGGCAUUGCCUAAUGACAGGCAGCAAGCAGAUCAGGGAGGGUGGUAGAGGCCAGAGAAGGACAGUCAAAGCUGUGUGGAACAUUUGAAGUUAAAAUUAUCUCUAAAGUGAGUGUUUUAAUAGGGUUUUUUAUUUAUUUAUGGUUUUUAUGUUGUAUACUUAGGAGAUUUGGCCUAAUUAUUUAAGGCCUUUCUCAAAGAAUAUGUCAUAGAACCUGAAACAUCCAGUUUUAUUUCCACAAUGACACCACCACCUCUGAGACAGGUACUGCUCAGGCAUUUAUUUGUAGAAUUUUAAAUAAGUACAUUAUUUGGAAGAUGAUAUUUCUAAUUUGUGAGUCUUUUCAGUGUCAGGCUGUGAACAUCUCUUUCUGAGUCAUUCAGUGUCCAUCCCAUCCACUGCCCCCCCCAAUGGCACAGAUUCCUCUGUCUAAAAAAAUUACACACUUCACCUGUUCUGUACACUGAUGACAUUUUAAAAAUAAGUUUUAACGUUUUCUGAGUUUUAUAGUGAUAUUUUGCAGGGCAUUUGUCUUUUGUUAGUAUCCAAGAACCUUUAAACAUCAGUCAUGUUGCUUUUUUCCUUCUGGAUCCAUGGUUCUCCCCUCCAGGCCUGUAUUAUGUACAUUCUGGAGACAGUGAUUCCAAUCUGAAUUAUGGGAGAAAGAAGGAAGAGUCUUCAGGCUAGAGGGUUGUUGCAGACUUACCAUAUACUGCUGUGUGUAUUUGGUCAGAAGUAUGUAAACCUAUUUGUCUGAAAGUUUGUCUGAGUGCAAAAGAGAGCCUUUGUUACAACAAUCAUUAGCUAUGGACCACUUAAACCCUUAUUGACCUUAUUCACAAUGGUGCUGUCUUGACAUUAAACCCAAGAUGGCAAAGCUGAGAAGGAGUAGAGAGAACUACAAACUCAGAUUCAUUUUUUACCUUGGAAUUUAGCUUAAGUCUAGAAGACGAACUGUAUGUGUGUUCUCCGUGCUGAAAGUUGAGUGCAGAGCCUAUACACUUGCUAGGUUAUAGACAUGAGGAAUAAAGGCCUUCAUCCCCACUUCCUACAGAAUCUGAAUGAGAAUAUUUGGCAAUAUAACCAGAAAGAAAACAAAUCUCAGACAACUUCCCUGUUGGGAUUUUUGUCUUCCCUUUUGACCAAAUUUCUCUUAGGGAAGCCAGACUCCUUCUCUGUGAAUAAAGUCCAUGGUGCCUAUUUUCCCCAAACAAUUUCCUUUAGUACUCACUUAAUAUGCUGUAGAGGAUCAUUGUAGGACACUUUAGGGGUACGGCAGCUUUUACUAAUGUUCAGAAAUGGACAGUGAAUCAGAAUAGUUUAAAACACGGGAGUACAAGUCUGAAAGGGAUACAUUAGCAUCCCGAAUGCUACCUGUCCCAGGGGUGCUGGAUGUGUGGAAGCACUGUCAGUUACUGAUCUGCUUGCUGUAGUCGUAUGCCUUUCUAGCCAGCAUCUGUGCUUUUUAUUUAACCUCUGUUUGCUGCCAAACUCUAGUACCUUUGGAUUGAAAAGGAAAUAUUUCCUCUCUGAGCUAACACAUUUCUAAUGCUGCAUCACAGCUGCCCUGGAGCUGCACUGAAUUUCACUUGUUCUGUCAGAGUGUGUUGGGAUUUUCUUUUUCCUCCUGUGCAUACUGUUUUCCAUAAGUAAUGUAGCACAGUGUAGAACCUUAGUUCAAUUCAGGUUCAAGCACUGCAGUGGAAUGCAAUAGGUAGGGCAUACCUGCUCUUUCUGAAGAAACUAUACCAUUGGAAAGGCUUAUUCCUUUGUAUUAUAUUGUAUUAUAGGUACUAUACUAAUGAUUGCAUGUCCUCAUGGUAAAUUAUAUAAUAUAAAUAUUUAUAUAUAUAUAUAUAUACAUAUGCUUAUAUAAAUUCACUUACUCUUUCUCAUUCUCCAUUUGUAAUUUAUGGACCACAGAUGAUGCAGUUCUUUUUCUGUUGCGUGUUCUCUUGGCGUUGCAUCUCUCAUUUCCUGAAAAUAGUUUCCUGGCAUCCACAAAGUCAAAUAGCCUUCAUGCCUCAGUACAGGGCUGAAGGGUUGGUGAUGUGUCAGGAAGCCAGUGUUUUGUGUCUCAGCCUUUUCCUUUUAUUUAUAUUUUUUGUGUGUUUGUCUGUUUGCGUGUGAAACAGGAGCACAGACUCAGAGGUACUGUAUCUUUGAUUAUAAGAUAGGAUUUGUAAUUACUGUUUUUUCAUUUCACAAUGUGCAUUUUUAAGCUGCAACAUUGCUCAUGAUACAAUAGCAGUGACAGUUAAUGAAUACCUAAUAGAUGACUAUGACAAAAAAAAUCAAACCCUGUCUUUUCCUUUUUGAUUUCCUUACCUGUCACCUUGCAGUAUACACUAAUGAGAGUUGGAUCCCAUUGUAGACAUCUCUCCCCAAGGCUCUGCUGAUACUGUCUCUUAAGGCAGUGUGGCAGCUUAUGAUAAUUUUUCAUUCCCAAUUUUCUGAGGAGCAUUCACUUUGGUCUUUGAAUUAAGUCCUAUAUGAGUGAGGUGUUGGGAGUUUUGGCAUUAACUUCAGUGGGGGCAGGUUUGGGCUCUGUGCCCUUCCCCUGAAAUAUUGAAAAUAAGGUAUUUACAUUUUCUCCCUGGUAUAGCAGGAUCUGGAACCAGGUAAUCACUGUUAUUGUAAGAAUAGUUGUUUUACAGGUGAGGGGAGACAUAAAACUCAAGAUAUUUUCCUUCUCUCUGCCAGAGACUAAAAUAUAUCCAUAUUUUUCAAUAUUACAUACUAAUGAAUAAAACAGAGAACAUUGAGCUUGUAGAAAUAUAUUACUAUUUGCACUUCUUGCCACUACAAAAAGAGGAACUACAUCAGAAUGGGGGAAAGCACAAAGCAGAGGAUGGUGCUUUUGGCAUUUUCAGUGCAAUGAUGGUAAAAGAACUUUAUGUCCCUGGUGGUGGCUCACUGCAGAUUUGGGUGACAAACACAGGUUUUGUAGCUGGUUAGAAAACUACUGAGUUACUAAUAGAAGCAACUUUACAUUUGUGGAUAGGUCAAGACUAUAGCCUCUCUUGUACUUUUCUUCCUAUUUUACUUUGUUGGUUAUAUAACGCCUGCCCUGUAAAGGUAACAAAAUUGAGUGUUAUGAACUAAACUAUCAACAAAUGUAGCUAUAUAGUAAUCAAGCCCUGUUUAAUUGCCGUCCUUGUAAUGUUUCUAGAAGGGCCUCUGUAAUCAUCAGUGACCCUAUAAAGAAUAAAUCCCAGCAAUGUAAAUAUAUAAAUUAUUAUAUAUUUAAUUCCAGUUGUUUAAAACACUAAAGGACAGUGGCUCCUGUGUAAAGUCUAAGUAAUUGGCAUUGUGCAGGGAAGCUCUGCCAUGCUUAGAAAAGGGAGAAUCUUCUCCAGGGCCCAGAGAAGCUGCAGCCAUUCUGCAUAGUUUGCAGAAGCUUCCCCUUACACUAAGGUUAGUUCAUGGACCCACUGGCUAUACCCUCCUUCAAUCCUAAUCUCCAUUUCUAUAGAGAGAACUGCCAUGCAGCCAUGACAUACAGGGCUUUCAGAUUCCUCCUGCACAGGGCCGGCUCUAACUUUUUUGCCGCCCCAAGCAGCAAAAGAAAGCGCCGCCCCGCCAUA